This is a messenger RNA of Trichosporon asahii var. asahii CBS 2479, 1788 nucleotides long. RefSeq lists its product as uncharacterized. The record is from RefSeq and is a predicted model, not a curated record. The coding region runs from base 1 to 1788 and encodes 595 amino acids. The transcript is spliced from 3 exons. Lineage: Eukaryota; Fungi; Basidiomycota; Tremellomycetes; Trichosporonales; Trichosporonaceae.
AUGGCUCCCAAGCUUCUCAGCCUGGUCGCCGCAAUUGGCCUUGCGACGCCCGCGCUUGGCCACAUGGCCCUUUGGCACCCUGCCGUUUUCGAGGGCAAGAACGGACCCCACGGCGACAACUGGGACGCGCAGGACCUCGCCAACCCCCUCUUCCAGAGGAAGAAGGAUGGUCCCGGCGGCUGGUGGUUUCACGGCAAGGUCGACGAGCCUCCCGUUGACGGCGAGUUUGUCGAGCUCGUCGCCGGCGGUCACCUGAACGCCGAGCUCAGCUGCAACCGUCAUUUCACGACUUGGGGCAACACGCUCGGCAACUACGGAGACGAGAAGCGCGCGUGCGGCGCCCACGGCAUGCGACACUGCGAGGACGGCGAUAACGCUUCUGAGCUCAAGGACGUCAAGGGCUGCGCGAUCGCGAUCGGGUACGAGAGCGACCCCCGCAAGCUCGACCCUUCCAAGAUGGUCGUCAUCUCCGUCGACUAUCAGUGCCCUUGGUUCAAGGCUGCGCGCUUCGAGAUUCCCGCUGGCCUGCCGCCCUGUCCCCCCGAGGGUUGCCUCUGCACGUGGAACUGGAUCCACAGCGCCUUCGGCGGUCAGGCGGAGAUGAUGCAAACCGGCACUUCGCAAACCAGGAGCUGUACUGGGGACCCCCGCCUCCCCCGGGUUGUCUACAAACCGCGACAAACCUCAGACGAUCUGCGGGGUUUACCCAGACGUCUUAUAGGCCAGUUCUCAUGGGUACAACGUGCAGAAAAGUCCUCUCCCCGGAUGCCCCGCAGAUGGCCCCACUAUAACCCGAACUUCGAGGCUAAACCAAGUUGCGGGGCCUUGCCAAGACAUCGCGGCCCCAGGCACGCCCACCCUGACGACCAAAAGAGGAGACGAUGGCCCAUCGCACCCUUGGCUCCUACGUACCAGGACUUCAUCGACCCGCCGUACUACAACUGGGAGUACGGGUUCAAGAAUGGUGCCCAGGACGACAUCUUCACGGUCGAGGCUGACACCUACACCAACACCGAGUGGGCGCCCAUCGCCUGGAACACGAAGGACCACCCCGUGCCCCAGGUCACGCCAGCGACUAAGGCCAACGUGCCCCCCGUUCAGCCCACACUGAAGAUCACCCCGGCGCCGUUCGACUUCGGUCCCGGCACUAGCGCGCCGCCCAACGGCCCUGCCACCCGUGCAUGGACCGGGGCACCCGCCCAGCCCACCGCCGAGGCGGCCGCUACUCAAACAGCUUCGCCCUCUGCUCAAACUGCGUCAGGCGCGCCCGCGUCCAGCGCCGAGGCGACUGGUUCGACCCCAACUGCCGCUCCCACUGCCUCCCAGUCGACCACUGAGGGCUCCACCGGCGGCGAGUUCUGGAUCGGAGGUGACGACCAGGACGGCAAUGAGCAGAACGCUGCCGUGGCCGGGUCGUCCGCGUCCUCUGCCGGCGCUGAGUCUGGCUCUGCCUCGUCAGCCUCUGCCGCUUCCUCCGCCGCUCAGUCAGGUUCCGUCUCGUCAGUCGCUUCGUCUGCCGGCGUGCAGUCGGGUUUCACCUCGUCGGCUCCUGCUUCUUCCGCCGCGCAGUCUGGCUCCGCUACGUCUUCUUCCGCGUCCGCCUCGAGUGCCAUCGAGUCAUCCGCCCUAGGUGAGGCUACCACCUCUGGAGCUCCCGCGCCGACCUCGGCACCGCAGACCCCGACCGAGAAGCACAAGACACACGGCAAGAAGCCGAAGAAGUGCAAGCCCAAGUCGAAGCGCUCCAAGCUCGAGCACGCGCGCCGCUCGCGUCGCCGCUUCCACUAA